This is a messenger RNA of Hemisphaericaspora subhashii, 864 nucleotides long. It is a transcript of the gene IDI1, whose product is annotated as isopentenyl-diphosphate delta-isomerase. Gene Ontology annotation, cellular component: cytoplasm. Gene Ontology annotation, biological process: isopentenyl diphosphate biosynthetic process; isoprenoid biosynthetic process. The record is from RefSeq and is a predicted model, not a curated record. Bases 1 to 864 code for a protein of 287 amino acids. Lineage: Eukaryota; Fungi; Ascomycota; Pichiomycetes; Serinales; Debaryomycetaceae. The transcript has a single exon. Gene Ontology annotation, molecular function: isopentenyl-diphosphate delta-isomerase activity.
AUGUCAUCAGAAUACGCCCAAUUAGUUGCCAGUCUUUCAUCACAAGACAUCUUAAACAAAUGGCCAGAAAUUACUCCAUUAAAGAAAAUCUCCGGUAUCCCAAGAUCAGCUGGAUCAGAAACUUCUUCCGGUUCAAGUGAUUCUGAUUUAUUUAAUGGUCACGAUGAAGAACAAAUUAGAUUAAUGGAAGAAUUAUGUAUUGUUUUAGAUAAUAAUGAUAUACCUUUAGGUGCAGGAACCAAGAAAUUAUGUCAUAUUAUGGAUAAUAUUAAUGGUGGAUUAUUACAUCGUGCCUUUUCAGUAUUUUUAUUUAAUGAAGAUGGAAAAUUAUUAUUACAACAAAGAGCUGAUGAAAAAAUUACUUUCCCAGCUAUGUGGACAAACACUUGUUGUUCUCAUCCUUUAUGUGUCCCAUCUGAAUUAGGUGUUGAUUCUAAUUCUGAAGGUGGUGAUGUUAAAAAAUUAACUAAUGCAGUUGCUGGAGCCAAGAAUGCUGCACAAAGAAAAUUAGAACAUGAAUUGGGUAUUCCUUAUAAAGAUACUCCUUUAGAAAAUUUCACUUAUUUAACUAGAAUUCAUUAUAAAUCUGCUAGUGGAGAUGAAAGUUCAAAAUGGGGUGAACAUGAAAUAGAUUAUAUUUUGAUUUUAAAAACUAAGAAUGAUAUUACUAUUGAUGCUAAUUAUAAUGAAGUUAAAGAUUAUAAAUACGUCGAUGCUGACGCAUUAAAAGAAAUGUUUGAAGAUAAAUCUUUAGUUUUCACUCCUUGGUUUAAAUUGAUUUGUCAAACUUUCUUAUUUAAAUGGUGGAAUAAUUUAGAUAAUUUACAACAAUUCCAAGAUGAAGAAAUUCAUCGUUUACUUUAG